UGCAGCCCUGUUUAAGAACACUAGCAGUACCUGUAAGUCACCCAAGUUGAGCCAAGAUAGUUGGUCACUUCUGCAUGCAGUAACCCACGUGAAGAGCUUGUCUGAAAGGAAUCACUUAGAAAAGUCAUUUUACAUCAUGGAGCCUCUGUCUAAAUGGGUCCCGUCAUGCCUCCCAGUAAGAAGCCAGAAGGCUCUGGAAUUAGUGUUUCGAGUGGACUGAGCCAGUGUUACCCAGGAAGCUCGCUAACCAAGGCGUUCCAGGAAGUUGAGGAACUGGACAUUACGAGCAGUUACUUGCCUGCCAUCCGUUUGGAAAAAGUAGCCAUGGAGGAUGAAGAGUUGACAAACCUGAACUGGCUGCAUGAGAGCAAGAACCUGCUCAAAAGUUUUGGGGACACUGUGCUUCGUAGUGUUAGCCCAGUUCAGGAUAUUGACGAGGAUACCCCACCAUCCCCUGCUCAUUCUGACCAGCCAUAUGAUGCCAAGCAGAACCCUAACUGUAAACCUCCUUAUUCUUUUAGCUGCCUCAUAUUUAUGGCUAUUGAAGACUCACCCAGCAAACGCCUGCCUGUUAAGGAUAUAUACAACUGGAUCCUAGAACAUUUCCCUUACUUUGCAAAUGCUCCAACUGGGUGGAAAAAUUCUGUUAGACACAAUUUGUCAUUGAAUAAAUGUUUCAAGAAAGUAGACAAGGACAGGAGUCAGAGUAUUGGGAAAGGAUCCUUAUGGUGUAUAGACCCAGAAUACAGACAAAACCUCAUUCAGGCUUUGAAAAAGACACCCUACCAUCCGUACUCUCAUGUUUUUAAUACGCCUCCCACUUCCCCACGAGGAUAUCAAAGGCUCUCACUUAAUGACCAUGGAUCCGUCACAUUUUACCAAAUACCUUUUGGAUGUCCAAGUGCACCACUCUGAUCUUGUGGUGUAGUGCUCACUAUCUCUGAGCCAGGAGACCAGGUUUAAGUCCCACCUUGCUCCAGAGGUGUAUAAUAACAUUUCUGGACAGUUUAGUUCAAAAAUAUCUACAUCCAAUGCAUGACCCUACUGAAGUCCUUUGAUUCCAUGUACUUCAGCAUAUUGAUUUGAAGAUCAUCUUCGCCUUCAGAUGCCUACACCACAGAAAUGGGGAAGAAAGGUUACAAUCUGUCACACAAUAAAUAACAUCCAAACAUUUUAACUCUUGAGACCGUCUAAAGAGUUUUAACUCUCUGCAAUCAAGUGAGGUUGAGGUGGUUAGGAUUAUAUUCACUGGCGGUUCAUAAGAAUAAGGGGGGAUUUUGUAGAAACCUAUAAAAAUUUCAUCAGGACAAGAUGGUAGAUGCUGGAAGGAUGUUCCCGAUGGCGUGGGAGUCCAGAACCAGAGAUUAUAGUCUAAUGAAACUGGGUGGACCAUUUAGGACUGAGAUGAGGAGAAAUUUCUUCUCUGCCACAGAAAGCAGUUGAGGCCAAAAUAUUAAUAUUUU
Messenger RNA from Rhincodon typus (whale shark), 1463 nucleotides. Its product is annotated as forkhead box protein N3-like. Bases 154 to 915 code for a protein of 253 amino acids. Gene Ontology annotation, biological process: regulation of DNA-templated transcription. The transcript has 5 exons. NCBI's taxonomy places the organism in Eukaryota, Metazoa, Chordata, Chondrichthyes, Orectolobiformes, Rhincodontidae. Gene Ontology annotation, molecular function: cis-regulatory region sequence-specific DNA binding; DNA-binding transcription factor activity. Gene Ontology annotation, cellular component: nucleus. The record is from RefSeq and is a predicted model, not a curated record.